Lucilia cuprina (Australian sheep blowfly) is the source of this 3226-nucleotide messenger RNA. Its product is annotated as hsc70-interacting protein 1-like. The record is from RefSeq and is a predicted model, not a curated record. The transcript is spliced from 3 exons. Bases 365 to 2896 code for a protein of 843 amino acids. NCBI's taxonomy places the organism in Eukaryota, Metazoa, Arthropoda, Insecta, Diptera, Calliphoridae. Gene Ontology annotation, molecular function: protein dimerization activity; Hsp70 protein binding.
CAUUUUGUUAUUUUAAUAAUUUUUGCAAUUUUUUUAAAGUAAACAAAACUUAGCCGGCUUACAGUCGAUUUUAAGCCGCCACCAAAGUAUUUAGAAUCAAUCGCCGUAGACGUUAAUGCAAGUCGGCACAGGUCUGUGAGAUCAAUCAAUACGAAAGAAAAAAUCAUUAGAACAAAAACCAGAAGACUCUGGAAUUUUUUUCAAUUAAUUUAUUGUAAAUUGGAAUUUUGUAAAUUUUACUCAAAUUAAUAUUAAAAAGUGUUAAUAAAAAUAGUUUUUCUUUGAAAGAAAAAUAUAAAACACGAGAAAUUCUAAAAGCAAUUUUCUACUGAAAUCGUAAAAACAAAUACAGAAAAAAAUCAACAUGGCUGCCCCAUUUAAUCUAGAGGAUUUGGCCAAAUUAAAAUCUUUUGUGGAAUUUGUUGCAGCAAAUCCUGCUAUUUUGAAUCUACCACAAUUAGAUUUCUUAAAAAAACUUAUCGAACAAUUGGGUGGUAAAGUGCCCGAAGGCACAUUCCAAAUGCCGGCCGGAGCUAAAUGUCCCUUUGGUGGUGAUGUAAAAUCUGAAAAUAAACCUACACCUGCUUCUGCUGAAGCCGAGGUAGAUGAAGAAGAAAUUCCCGAAAUGGAAGCUGAAUCUGAAGAGUCCGAAGUUGAAUUAGAUAUGGAAGCCAACAACAGUCAACCACUCUUAAAACCUAAUGUUCUUUAUCUCGAGGAUAAUCCACCCAAGAUUGUUAAAAAACUAAAACCAGCAAGAAGAAAGAAAUCAACAAAAAAAGGCGUUGAGAAAAAGGCAAUUUCAAAAAGCCGAAAAAGUGGAAUCACUUUAAAAAAGACACAUGUGCAACAAGGUAUUAGAGUGAAAAAGGAAUUCAAUAUGAAUGAGAGCGAUGAUCAAGAAAAAAUUGAGAACACCGAUCCAAAUGAUCCGCUCUUUACACCUCAGAUAGAGGUUAAAUGUGAAUUAAAUGAAGAUAAAUUUGAACCCGAUGUAGAAGAUGAAGAGGAAGCCGAAGUUUACUUCGAUUCUGAUGUCGAUAAAGAUUUUUGUGUGGAAAAAUAUGAUGCCACUGACGAAGAAGAAGUUGAAGAUUAUGAAGAAGAAUUUGACUGUAUGUAUAAACAGAAUUUAGAUGAUACAAAACUCUCAGAAGACGAUGAUGAAGAUGAAGACCAAGACGACGAUGAUGAGCCUCUUAUACUAUUAACACGAAUGUCAAGUAGUAAAACACGCAAGAAAAAGAAAAAAACUCCACGUUUACACAACUGUCUAGAGACCUGCAAACACAAAUGUACCACAAAAUAUACUAAGCGACAAAGAAUUGACAUUUUCGACUACUACUGGCAACUAAGCAAAGAAGAUAAAGUAAAUUUCAUACGUGGACACAUACGGAAACCAGUAUUGACGCGAAUACGUAAUAAAAAACGAGGAAAUAAUUGUUGUUACUUUCUAAAAUAUUACAGAAUUGGUGAAAAAGUCAUUUUGAAAGAGCCACAAGAAGCAGAAAACGACAAAGAUAAUGACAAUGCCAAAAAUGAUGAUUUAACAAAAGUUUGUCGAAAAUUUUUCGAAGGCACUUUGGGCAUUUCGAAUCGAGAAAUCAAAGAAGCCAUCGAGGGAUAUGAGCUACAACCAGAAAGAAUUGUACGCCCUCUGCGGGACAUUAUAAAGGAAGAAGAAAGUAAAUUGGCUGAAAAGAGUGUGGAAAAACCACAAAAGCCACAACAAUUUCUCGAUCCAGAAACGGGAAAUUUAACGGAUACCAAACCUAAGAAAAAAACUAAACGACGAAAACCUGGAGAACCAGAGCCAGAACGUUUUCCCCGUCCCAUUAAUUGUGCCAUACGCUGUACAUUUAAAUGCCAUCAGAACUUCAGCGAAGAAGAACGAAAACAAAUUUGUGACAGUUUUUGGUCUUUGGACUUUAAGAGACGCAAAGAUUUCAUACUGGCGCGCAUAGAAACAAAGGACGUAGAAACACCUACAACACCGGAAUUUCGCAAAACAAACCGUCCUACUCGUGCCUAUCAAACAAGAUUCUAUUUACGCUCGGGUUUAAGUAGCGAAAAUAAAAGAGUCUGUAAACAUUUCAUGAUGAAUACGCUGUCUAUCAAUCGCAAGUUUAUUGAAAAUGCCAUUAAAUAUGCGGAUAAAACUACGGGCAAUUAUACAGGUGUUGACGGUCGUGGCAAACACUUGAUACAUAAAAUCUCUCCCGAACGUAAACAGGCCAUUUUAGAUCACAUCAACUCUUAUCCAGUUUGGGUGCCCAAUAAAAAAGCCAAACUACGCUGUCUUCAUCACUCCCUGUCUAUUAAACGCAUGUACAAAGAAUAUCGGGACAAAUGUACAGAGGAUGAAACAAAACCGGUUUCGGCAUUUUACUACUAUAAAGUAUUUCACGAUGAAUUUCGUUUAUUGUUUUUAAGUAAUAAAGAAUCAAAAAAAGGCCGUGGCUUCUUGAAUAUAAAUCCCAAUAUAUCUCAUUAUACCGGAGAAGAGCCGGGUGGUUGUUGGUUAGAUUCCAAAGGAAAUCAAUUAGAUUUAAGACUCAUUAAUCCUGGAGAAAGUUUAACGUAUUCCGGGGCUCGUCAACAUCAGCAACCAUCUGCUGCUGUGUCGUGUUCUUCGAUGGAUUCAACAUCUCACCUUAAUCAAUCUCCAGCAUCUUCAGCUGCCACGAGCGGUAACCUUCAUUUUAAUCAAUCUUUAAACUUUGCUACUGCCGCUGCAGCACAACAUUUGGCAAAUUUUGUUGAUACUUCAACGGCUGUUGCCGCAGCAACAUCACUUAAUCCCAGAGCGAUAUUUCAAACUACUGUCCAGAAUCUGUAUGACAGCAGUAAUCUGCCGCAUAGUAGUAACACAUCGUCAAUAUUUCGAAUGAUUUAAGAAUUUUUUUCCAUAGCAACAGUAUUUUAUUUUGUAAAAAAUCAAUUAAGAAAAAUAAACUAAUACUUUUUAGAAAUAUAAAAAAUUGUGUUUUUUUAAUUAAAAUAACAAUAAUUUUUAAUAAGUUCUGUAAUAAAUUGACCCUUGUUGAUCCAUAGUGCAAAACAUAAUUAACAAGGAUAUGUAUUAUAUUUUAAUCAUUCCCCGCUAUCCAAUUGCAGUAAAUAUAUCAUCCCCUCGUAUUUUAAUCAAUUUCAUGACUCUACUGUUCUUAACUACGUUUCUUCCAUGCUUUACAUAGGUGUCAUCGAGCCUGAUAACGAUGUCGAA